This is a messenger RNA of Cyclospora cayetanensis, 447 nucleotides long. RefSeq names its product protein BUD31 homolog. The transcript has 3 exons. NCBI's taxonomy places the organism in Eukaryota, Apicomplexa, Conoidasida, Eucoccidiorida, Eimeriidae. Bases 1 to 447 code for a protein of 148 amino acids. Gene Ontology annotation, biological process: mRNA splicing, via spliceosome. The record is from RefSeq and is a predicted model, not a curated record. Gene Ontology annotation, cellular component: spliceosomal complex; nucleus.
AUGCCGCGAGUCCGUCUUAGCGGCAGCGAGAAGCCACCGGAGGGAUGGGAUCUCAUUUCUCCUCCGCUGCUGGAGUUCGAGCGGCAAAUGAGGGAGAUCGAGAAUGAGCCGCAUGAAGGAAAACGCAAGUGUGAAGCCACGUGGCCAAUCUUCAAGCUUCAUCAUCAACGAUCGCGAUACAUCUACGAAUGCUACUACAAGAGGAAAGCCAUUUCCCGAGAGCUGUACGACUAUUGCGUGAGAGAAGGCUGGGCAGAUGCACGACUGAUUGCCAAGUGGCGAAAGGAAGGCUUCGAGCGUCUUUGCUGCCUGCGCUGCAUUCAAACCUCCUCCACCAACUUCGGCACGACUUGCAUAUGUAGGGUGCCGAAGCACGAGCUGCCUCCAGACAAAAGAGUGGUACAGUGUAUCCACUGCGGGUGCGGUGGUUGCGCUAGCGGCGAUUAG